Acipenser ruthenus (sterlet) is the source of this 14032-nucleotide messenger RNA. RefSeq names its product pericentrin-like. Gene Ontology annotation, biological process: signal transduction. NCBI's taxonomy places the organism in Eukaryota, Metazoa, Chordata, Actinopteri, Acipenseriformes, Acipenseridae. The transcript is spliced from 55 exons. Gene Ontology annotation, molecular function: DNA binding; molecular adaptor activity. Bases 173 to 13600 code for a protein of 4475 amino acids. The record is from RefSeq and is a predicted model, not a curated record.
GGCGGGGAUAAUGUUGAUAGGCGGCCAUGUUGAAAUUGUUAGUGACAGUUAUGGGGAAUAGUUGAGUGUGCGUUGGAAAGGCACAGCAGAGAAAAGAUUUUAGAGACAAUAAAAUAACAAUAUUUUAUAUUUAUUAUAGAUAUAUAAAUAUUUACGUAUUUUUUGUUUAGCAAUGGAUAAAGACGAGCGACAAAAGAAGCUGGAGGCCAGUAGAGCCAAGUUUGCUCACUUCAGACAACGAAAAGCAAAAAGUGACGGCCUGAAUCCGCCGAAAAAGACGCCGAAGAGGAAGGGCACGGCGCUCCACUCGCAUGACCUUCCAGCGCAAGAGUGCCCACUAGCUGCUGGGCAGGAUGGGGGCGACAGAGAGGGAGAGGUAGAAAAAAAGGCACAGAGACCACAGAGCAAACCAACUGAGACUGAUGGUGAAUUCUCAAGCUCAAGUACACUGGGAGACUCAAAUACUGAAGAGUUGACCUUGAGCUUGGCGGAGCUUGCUCGGUUAGAGGUUCAGGAGUGCGGAGGUCAGAUAACAGCCAUGGAGGAGAGGCUCCUUGGAAAGCAGACUGCUCUUGAUCAGCUCACUGUAGAGGGAGAGAGGCUGCAAGAGAAACUGGGUGUUCAGUCAGGCACUGAGCAGCUUCAGGAACUAGAGACAGCCGUGCAGAACCGCAAUGAUAUAAUUUCUCAGCUGACAACAAAUCUACAGCAUGCCAUUGAGAAUAGAGAUGAAGUUCAACGGGAAGCCUUGCAGCUAACAAAUCAAAUCCAAGCUUUACAGCUACAGCUGCAGCAGGCAAGUGAACUCCUAAGGACCAAAAGCCCUGGUUCAAUGGAGCUUGCCCAGGCCCAGCAACAGAUGCAGGUCUUUCAGAUGAGUUUGAAGGACCAGAGCCUGCACCUUGAAACUCUUGAGCAGAAGGCACAAGAACUGGAGCAGCAACUAGAGGACUCUCGAGAGAAUGCCAAGGAUAAAGAAAAUCUGCUUAUCCACAUGACAGAUAAGCUAGAAAAUACAGAAGUCCAGCUGAAUAAAAUAAUUGAUGAAAAAGAGGAACUGACACUUACCAUAUCUCAGUUACACCAUACACUUUCAGUCCGGGACAAGGAGGCCCUGGAGUUAAAGAACGAGAUGGUAGCUUUGACUGCAAACCAACAGCAGCAUUCAGUCCAGUUUCAACACCCAGGUACAGAGCUUUGCUAUAAUGAGGAGCUCUCUAGAAAACUAGAAGAGCAAAUGGAGGAAUUUCAGAGGGAGAGAUCUGAAAUGGAGGACCGGCUGAAGCACUUGCAGGAGGAUCUGAAUCGUGCAGAAUAUCAAGCGAGAGAAGCCAUGCAGUACAAAACCGAGAAGGAGAAGCUGAAUGAGGACAUUUCCAAGCUCAACGCCAUCAUCGAGGAGCUGAAUGGAAAGCUGACAGACGAAGAGGAGGCCAGUAAGCAUUGGAGGGCAAAGUACCAAGUAGACAUAUCCAACUACAAUAUGCAGCUGCAGACACUGGAGCAGGAGAAAGCGGAGGUGCUGAGCAAGCAUGACGAGGAGAUACGUCUGCUUCGACAGCAGCUGGAAUCCCAGCAUGACGACAGAGUGGUCUGCUACAAGCAAGGAAUAGAGAACCUCAAGGAGAACCUGAACAAAAUCAAAGCUAGAAAAGAUCAAGUAAACCAUGAAGCCACUGAUGAAUCACAAGGGGAGGAAUUCACCUUGGAGUUAUCGGGUCAUGCAGAGGAAGGUAAUAUCUUGAUGGACAAAUACCUGGCUUCAUCAGUACAUCAGGAGAGCUCUUGGGCUGAGGGCAGUCUAGAAGAUCAUAGCAGUAAUGAGCAUUCUGAUCAUUAUAGGUUUGAGCUAGAUAGCGAGAUUCUUGAACAAAAAAUGUCUGGUUCAACCAAAGAUGACCUUGAGAGGUCUGCGGAUCUAACUGGCCAGUCUUUUCCUGAUGGAGAUGCAGUUGAAUUGGGACUUGAACCAGAAGAAGAGGCUUUGCAGUGGCAAAAAUAUACCAUAGCUAUGCACAAGCUGGAUGAAAGUGCAGAUGCCAUUGACGUGGAAAAAGCAUUUGUGAUACAGAGAUGCAGUGAGCUGUCUGAGCAGCUCAAUGAGAAAAAGAAAGAAUUGGAUGUACUUCAAACGGAGGUCAUGAGGUCAUCGAAAGACAUGCAGGAAGUUCAGGACAAAUGUAAGAAAGUGACAGAGGAGCUCUUUGUCGUGCGUUCAGAGCUGGAGGCAGAAAAACUUGAGCGAGCGAAUUGUGAAGAAUUGAUCAAGCUAAAAUCUCAAAUGGAGGAAGACUUGAGGAACAAACUAAGAAUCUUUGAAAAGCAGAAUGAGAAAGACAGUGCUGACAGAGCUGUUGCUGAGAUCAAAAACACCUCAGAUACUGGGGCAAUGGAAUGCCUGAUCAAAGAGCUGACUCAGGAAAAAGAGUUUCUAUUGACGCAGCUACAGGAGCAGGAACAGCUGGUUAAGGAUGUCCAGAAACAGAAGUUGGCAGGUGAUUCUGUCACCAGUGAGGUUCAGACUCUGUUUGGCCGCCAACUAGCUGCUCUACAAGCUCAGCGAGACCAGCUUCAGAUGCAGCUUGAAGCCCAGAAAGCUAAAAACCAAACUACCUCUGAGCUCCUGGGUCAAAAAACCUUACUUGAGGAUUCUUUGUGCAAAGAGCUUCAUCUGCUUAAAACUGAGUGCUGUGAGAGAGAGGCUCUUCUGAAGAAUCUUGCAGAAGAGAAAGCGGACUUGGAAUCAAAACUCUUGUGCAUCAAACAAAAUCUACUGAAUGCAGAUGAAGCACUGAAUCAGAACUACAGAGACAAGACUCUACUGGAGCAAAAUGUUUUAGAGCUGGAUAUCAAGGUAAAGAACUUGGAAAAUGUUCUGGAGUCAGAAAGGCAAGAUCUGGGAAACCAGCUGAAGAGCAAGAGUCUUGAUCUGCAAAAGAUUGAAGUGGAGUUCAAGAAUGCAGAAGUGGAGUAUCUUCAAAAGGAAAGUGCUUUGAAAACAGAGGUUGCUGAACUUAAAAAGUCCAUCGCAGACCUGGUAAGAACGCACAAUGAGGCAGUCGAGUCUCUCCGGCUGAAAGAGGCAGAGAAGCUGGACCAUGCGGUGAGGGCGGCUCAAGAAGAGCUCUGCAGCUGCUAUGAGGAAGAGAAAAGCAAGCUGAAGGAACAGCAUCAGUCUGAGAUUAAAGAACUGAAUGAGGAAGUGGAGAAAAAGGUGACUGACCUGAGGACUAGACUGGAGGAAGAACAAAAGAAGCAGAUUGUUCUGAUUAAACAGGUGCAUGAGCGGGACUUUGACCGCGAGAUUGCUGUCCUCAUUGACAAACACAAGGAGGAGAUGAAACACCUGCGAGCAGAACUGACCUCCCGGCAGCAGGAGCUGCUCAAUGACCUGAGGGAGCGAAUGGAUGAAGCACACCAAGCUGAACUUCACCAAACACAGAUUGAGAAAAACCUAGAGCUGGAGGCUUUGCGGCUCAGCCUGACCAAUUUGAACGCAGCCCAGCUGGAGCUGUCUCAGUCCAACCUGCAGCGGGAGAAAGAAGCUGCGCUGAGUGAGCUUCAGGAAAACCUCAAUGACAAGCGGGCGCAGGAGAUCGCAAUGCUGCAGACACGCCAGCAGUUUGAACUGGAGCGAAUUAAAGAGCAACGCCGUGCUGAGACUGAACAGCUCACACACAAACAUCUGCAGGAGAUGGAUGAAGUGAAGCAAGACUGGAUGUUGAAAGUGGCUGAAAUGAAAGCCCAGAUGGAUAAAAAACAUAGCCAGAAAAUAGAGGCUCUGUUGCAAGAGUGGGAAGACAAUGCUGAGAAGAGCCUUGGGGAUUUGCAACAAAAGCUGUCUGAGAAACAGGCUGAGCUGGAGGAGCUGCAGGGCACCCAGGAGGUAGAGCGUGAGAGACUGCUGGCUGAACUGAGCUGUCUACAGGCUGACAAAGAGCUGGCAGCAUCUAUGCUCAAGGACCUGGAAGAGCUGCACAGGACUUCAAUGGUGGAUCUCAAGGAAAGGUUACAUCAAGAGUAUGACCAUAGUGUUCAAGAACUGAGGGCAAAAACUGAAGGAAAAGAAAGGGAACUGCAUAAAGAGAUAGAGAAGCUGCAGACCAUGUAUGAUGAUCUAAAGGCACAUUCAGAACAGGAGAUUGAACACCUGUGGUCCCAGCUUGAGAACUCGCGGACAAGCCGUCAAGAGCUGGGUGAGCUUAAAGAGCAGCUAUUGGCCCGUACAUCUCGCAUUGAUGACAUUGAACAGUUAAAACAAGAGUUUGCCCAGCAGCGCCUCGAGCUCCGGGCACAGAAUGAGAUUGAACUGGAGCACCUGAGGACUUACUUUGAACAGAAACUGUGUGAAUCGGGGGACAGGCACAAGGAGGAGAUUUCACACCUGCAGCAGUGCCUAGAAGAGGGAGUGCUGGAGACUGCUGACACCAGUUCUCUUCCUGAGGAGAAACGGAAUGAGGAACAAACUGAUCUUCUAGGGGAGCUAACACAACAACUGGAACAACACAAGAAAGAGUUGGAGUCCCUUCGUGUACAGUUUGAAGAAAGACACAGAAACGAACUGAAAGCCCUAAGAUCCUCCUUAUCCCUUCAGCACAAAGAAGAAUUAUUACAAGUGAAAACUCAUCUUGCAGAUCGUUACUUCUCAGAAAUGCAGGAGUUAAGAACAAAGCAUUCUCUAGAGCUGGAGCAGUUGCGGGCUAAACUGUCGGACAACCAUAUCAAAGAAAUCACAAAGCUGCGUCUGCAGAGUGCCCAGGAGGCUGCCCGGCAGGUUGAGGAGGAGGUGAUAAACAGGGUUCGCUCCCUGGAGGAGGAACAUCAUGCUAAGCUGUCACUGAUGAAGUCUGAGCAAGAGCAUAUUCAACAGCUGGAAGAACGCAUUGAGCAACUUAAAAAAGAACAUGCUGAAAACAUGAAGAGCAUCACUGCACAGCACAAAGAGCUGCAGAAACAAAGCAUAGAACAGGCUAAACUAAACUUUCUGGAGGAUCUUAAACUGAAAUUAGAUGAAGCUAAAAUGGAAGAAGCUGAAAAGGUCGCUAAAGCGUUCUCUGAGAAGGCAGCACAGGAGUUGACGCUCCUGAGAGUGCAGCUGCAGUCCCUUUCUGAAGAGAAGCUGUCUGCUCUGCGAGAGGAGCUCACCAGCCUUGCUGAGGAGGAGAGGCAGGCUCUGACGGAGGAGUUCCGAGCCAGAGAGCUGGAAAUGAAGCGUCUUCAAGCCAGUCAGGAAGUCAUGAUCACAGAGCUGGAGAAGGAGCUCAAGGAGGAACGCAACCAGCUGCAGGUGCUGCAGGACAGCCUGGAGAACGAGCAGUCUCCACAGAUCACACUGCUCAGGCAGAAGAUCCAAGCUCAGUGUGACAGCGAGCUCGCCACUGCUAAAGCCACCAUGGCGGAGGAACUGAAACAGCUGAACAUAAACCUUCAGGAGCAGUCUGAAGCCAAACUGCAGGAGGCACAGAGCAGGUUCACAAAAGAGAAAGAGGAGAUAACUGAAAAGCUCACCUUGCAGCAAGAAACUCUUCUCAAUGAGCUGAAGGAAAGGCAUGUAGAAGAACUGGAAGCCCAGAACAGGCAGCUACAAGAGCAGCACCAGAAACAGCUGUCAGAGCUCCAGCAGAGACUCCAGGCCAACACGGAGACUCUGGAACAAGGUCUGAAGGAGGAGCACAGGGCUCAGAUGGAAGCCUUGGAGGCAGAGCUCCAGACUAAACACAAAACUGAGAUGGAGGAGCUGGAGGCCAGGCUUUUGUCUAACAUGGACACCUUGGAAACUACCUACCUGUCAGAAAUCCAGUCCAUACGGGAUGAGCACUCGCAAGCUGUCCAGGAUCUGAAGUCCUCUUUCGACCUGACCCUGUGUAAGCACAGAGAGGAUCUCCAGAGAGAGAAGCAGGAGGCUGAGGCGACUCUAGCUCAGGAGCUGGAAAGGCUGAAGGGAGAGCACGAGACAGAGCUGAAGUCUAGCGCAGAAGAGCUUAGGAAGGAGCUAGCAGCAGUUUACAUGGAGAAGUUCAAAGCCAUGGCAGCUGAGUUGGAGGAAGCUCAUAAGGUGGAGCUGGAGGCUGCCUUACAGUCUCAGAGGGAUGUUCUGGAGGCGGAGCAGGGCAAGGCGCUGGAUGUGCUGGGAGCAGAGGUUCUGAGGCUGGAAGAUCAGCACCAGAGAGCCAUGCAGGAGCUGCAGGAGCUCCACACCACAGAGGUGCACAGGCAGCAGGAUGAGUACAGCAGGCAACUGCAGCAAGAGAGUGACAAGCUGAAAGCACUGUACCAAGAACAACAACGGGAGUGCUCCAGUGCCUCUGCUUCUGAAAUGGAGGCUGUCCAGGAACAGCUUGCAGCCCAGUUUGAGGAGGAGAGAUCUCGCCAGUACCGUCAGUUCCAGGAGGAGAUUGAGCUGCUCAAGUGCCAGUCAGAGGUGCUGCUGGAGCAGCAGAUCACACAGCUCAAGGAGGAGUUUGAAGCAGAGAAGAAAGCUGCACUGGAGAAACAAGAUGUAGAGUUUGCUGAAAAGCAUGAGCUGUCUGACAAGAAUCACAGAGAACUGAAGGACCAAUUAACUGCUCAGAUCAGAGAGCAGGCAGCUGUGCUAACACAGUUAAAGGAAGAAGUUUCUGUGCUCCAGAAGGAGAUGGAGGAGAAGGAUUCUGAGCUGGAGACACUCCUACAGAGAAGAGAGCGGGAGAACGAAGAGGGAGGAAACCUGGUAACCAUGCUGAGAUCCGACUUGAGCAGAAACACAGAGGAACAAAAAAGUCUGCAAGAAGCUCAUGAGCGAGUAUUGAAACUCCUGCUAGAAGUUGCCAAGAGUACCAUUGCCACUGAAGAUGUUAUCAGCCAAAGAAUAGGCAUCUGCAUGGACAGUAGUCAGAUGCUCGGAGGAGAGAACCUCAGUGUAUUGGGAGCAGCUGGACAACCUCAUCGAAAGAACCCAGAGGGCCAAGAAAAGGGUGACUUGCACAGUCCAGCAAGUGAAGCUGCCACUGAAACUAGCCUGUGGUCAGCCCUGACAGAUGAAGGCUUUGAACUGUCCCAGCGACUGUCCGAGAGCAUCUUUACUGGCCCUGAGCUGGAAGCCGAGACCGAGCAGAUGAUCCUGGGAGUGUGCGAACGCCUCCGGAGCGCAGUGGAGAAACUACUAGAUCUGGUCACAGAGUCCACGAGACAGCUUGAGCAGACGCACGGGAUCCACGUCCACCUGGAAGAGCAGUUCAGUCGUCAGAACAAGGAGACGGCCCGGUUUGUAAACCAGCACCAGAACCUCAUCGAGCAACUGGACGAGGAAACCAAGACCAAAAAACAGCUAGAGCUGGAGCUUCACAAAGCAGAGGGGCUGAUUGAGGGCUAUGUGGCGGAGAAGGCUGCUCUGGAAGAGGCUCUUCAGCGAAAGGAGAAAUCGGAGCAGUGCCUGGUCCUGGAGCUGGAGACGCUGAGGGGACAGCUGCAUGAGCUGAGUGAGGAGCACAGCCUGCUUGUCCGCCAGAGAGAGGCCAUCACUGCCAACAUGGGGGAUCGGGAGACUGGUCUGCUUGCGGAAGCCGAUCUCCUGGCGAAGGAGAAGCUGGAUCUGCAGUGCCAAGCGGAGAAGGACCGCUCCAACCUCACCUCCCGAUUGAAGCUCCUAGAGACGGAACUGGAGGAGCAGAUCAGCCAUAACCUGGAGCUGGAGCAGAAGCACAGGUUGGAGCUGGCUGACCUGCAGCAGCAGAUCCUGGCGCUGGAGAAACAGCUGCGCAAUGAUCGACACUUCAUAGACGAACAAGCGGUGGAGCGAGAGCACGAGAGGGAUGAAUUUCAAAUCGAAAUUAAGAAACUGGAAGCCCAGCUAAGGAAUCCAAUGAAAUGUAAUACCGGAGGAGACUACAAGGAGCAGAAGAUUGAUGACUUGGUUUACCAGGUGGAGACGCUGCAGGCUACGAUCAAGGAGAAAAUGGAUGAUUACAACACUCUCCUGCUGGCUAAAGAGCAGUAUGUGAGGGACAUCAAUGAGCAAAAUGAAGAGAUUGAGAAAAUGGCAUCCCGAAUCUGCGAGCUGGAAGAGGCUGCACUGGGCAAUGCUGAGGCAGCAAAGAAAGUGAGCCAGCUAGAACAAGAACUGCAGCAGAUGAAGAAAAUGGAGCAAGAUUAUCUUCAGGAUAAGGAGGCUUUACAGCAGCAGCAAUAUUCUAACCGGCUGCAGAUCUCUGCUCUGCAGUCUAAACUAGAUGAGACCAGACACCGCUUCCCGGAAAACAGCUCUGACCAGGUGCUGAAGGAGCAGCUGGAGGCAGAGCGAGAGGCUCUGCUCAACAAAGAGAAAGAGGUUGAAAUCCUCGCUGAUCAGCUGGAUCAGUUUCAGAAGGACUUGGUGAACAAAUCGGAGGAGGUGCUGCAGCUCAACAUGCAGUUGGAGAUUCAGAUGAAGCAGAGUGCUGCCAGCAUCGAAAAGGUGCAGGAGGAGAGCAAGCAGUUAAAGGAGAAGGUAGCCAGCUUGCACAAGCAACUGGGGGUUGAUUCAGAUGAGAGCAGAACCUCAAUGCUACAGUUUCCACAGGCACUGAUGGAGGAAAAGAACCAAGAAAUCGACCAUCUCAACGAACAGAUCUUUCGGCUACAGCAGGAACUGAAGAAUAAUACAGACAACAAGGUUUAUUGGGUUCUAGAAGAGAAGAAUGUGGAGAUAGAGGACCUGAGGUCUCAGAUCGAGCACCUCCACGGAGAUCAGGAACGCCUGCGCAGGGACAAGGACGAGGAGGUGGAGCAGCUGCACGAGGUCAUUGAGAAGCUGCAGGAGGAGCUGGCCCAGCUGGGGCCCAACCGCCACGAGGUCAGCGACUCCCAGGACAGCCCAGAGUCCCCCCUACACAGUCUGGAGCGUGAGCUGUGGCAGCACCCCAGCCAAGAGGACAGCCUGCAGAGAGAAUUGGCCAGCGAGCACCUGCAGUCCUCCAAGGCAAGGCUGAGAGAGCUAGAGGGGCAGCUCGAUCUCGCAUGCACGGAGAAAGAGUAUUUCCGGUCAGAGGUGGAGAAGCUGGGGAAGGACCUUCACAAUGAGUGCAGGCAGCUCUCCAUCCUGCAAGAGGAGUCCGUCCUGCUGAGAGCCAGCCUCUCGCAGAGGGAAGCCAAGGUGGGCAUGCUGUCCACCCAGGCUCGGGAGUUGGAGGACAUCCUGAGAGAAAGGGAGGCUCAGCUUCUAGAGACGGAGACCGAAGUGAAGACCCUGGAGGAGCAGAUCGUGGCCAAGGGGGCAGGUCUGGAGGCUGAGCUGAGCAAGAAGCAAGAGGAGUGCGAGGAGCUCCAGAGUCUGAAGUCUCUGCUGGACUCUCAGCUGCAGGAUCUGAAGCAGGCAGAGGUAAAGAACCAGGGAGAUAUCGAGAAGCUGCAAGCUGAGGUGGCAAAGCUGGAAGCUUGCAUGAAGGACAGCCAGGUGGAAAUUCUGACUCUGAGCUCAGAGAAGACAGAGCUGUUCUCAGAGUGCCAGGCUCUUCAGCUGAAUGUGGAACGUCUCCAGGGAGAAGUUGAAAGGUUGAAGGUGGAGGUUGCCGAGAAGAACACUCUGGUACAAGAGCUGAGUGCGCAGCUUGAAGACAAGUCAGCAAGGAAUGCUGCAGCACAGAAAGAAGUGCUGAGCUGUGCUGAAGAAACGCUGGCUAAAGCAGAGGCUGCCCUGAAGGAGAAGGAGGAGGCCCUGAGCGACCUGCAGGCACUGCUUUCUCAGCUGAGGGCAGAGCUGUCUGCUGUGAAGGAGGACCUGAGCUCCAGCACAGAGAAGACAGAGAGGCUUCUGGAGGAGGGACAGGAAAAAGAUCGAUCCCUUGCUGACCUGGAGAGCCACAACGGAAGUUUAAAAUUGGAACUGAGAAAGCUCCAAGAAGAUUUCACGAAGCAAGAGGAGGAGCUAUCGCACCAGAAGAAUGAAGUGGAGGUGCUGAGAGCUCAGUAUGGAUUCCAGGCACAUGAGACGUGUAAAGAACAGAGCAAUACAAUAAAACCAGAGGAACGCUCCAGCCAGACCGGCCCGGGUAAACCGCACGGCUUCUUGUACAACUUCUCCAACGAGAGCUCUCUCUGCUCCCCUGAGCUUGUGAGGAAAUACGAUGCCAGUAUGGAGCACACAUACGGGUUCAAUUCCACCCACCUCUCUGAGCUCAACACUCUGCACAGCACUGGGCAGACUCUCCUGCACAGCAAAUCCCCUGGUCUGGACCGGGACUGCUCGGAGCCCAGUGAUCACCUCACCUGCGACAGUGAGGAGCACAGCAGCCACUCGACAGAAGCAUCUCCACCCUUCUCAGAGGGGACUUACUCCGUCCUGGACUCUAUUGACACGGAAAAGGCAAAAGCUCUUGAAAACCUUGACUUGACUCCAUCAGCCUCUCCUGUUUACACAGAAUCAACACUCUCUGUACACGAGUGUGUCAGCGAUGGAUAUGCAAGCAAUGCAAGCUCAGAUCUGGGGGCAAAACUGAAGUUGGAGCUGGAAACUACAGAACGCUUGGAUGCUAAUUUUGUGGAGUAUCUGCGGCAGCGUGGCAUGUCACUCGCUGACAACCCUGACAGGCCAGCAGAGUUUUCACUGGGGAGUGAGGACAUGCUUUCUAAUGAGCUACAGAGCUUGUUGAAGAAGGUUUAUGAAGAGGGUUGCCGAGUGCUUGCUCUUUCUGAGCAGGCCCGCCCAGUUUUCCUGCCGGACACUAGGCCUCUCCCCAGCACACUGUCUGACAGCUGGCUGAAAGAGAAACAGGCUCUACAGGAAACCAUACAAUCUCUUAAAGAGCUCCUUUCCAAAAUGGUUGAUAAAGGAGACGAGGAGGCAGCUAAUGGAGACAGCGACUGGAGAAGAGAGCUGCUCCAGGCAGUGCGCAGUGUGUUUGAUGGUGAGAGGGACUGGCUUCGUGCAGAGCUGCAGUCCCACCUGUGCAGCCAGGGGUCUGGGGCCAUGAGCAUCCUGACUGAAAGACUGGAGAGCAUUGUUAAAGAACAGGAUGAGCAGCAGCGUGUGGCCCUGGAGCAGCUCCUGUCUGCAGACAGGAGCAGCCUGCUUUCAGAGAUUCAGAGCCUGCAGGCCCAGCAGAGGAUCUCUCACCUGCAGAGCCAGGAGCAGCUGCAACAGCUGCAGGCCUCUCUGACCACUGCUGAGGAGCAGGCCAGCAAGCGGGAGCAUCAGCUCCGCAGACAAGUGGAGCUGCUGGAAUACAAGUUGCAGCAGGAGCAGGCAAUAGUAAACGAUCUGCAGAACUCCCUCAGAGCAGAGCAGGCACGGUCAACUAAACAGCGAUCACACCUCAAAUCUGAACAGGAUGCAGUUACAGACCUGAAACAGGAGCUGUCUGACACCAAUCAGGAGCUGGAGCGGUCCUUGAAGGCUCAGCAAGAACUGCAGAAGGAGAUCAGAAAAUUGAGGGCUAACCUAGAGAGCCAGGAAGCUGACCUGUGCUCAGCUGUGGAGAGUCUGGAGAAGGAGCAGCAGAGAGUGAAAGAGAUCCAGGACAUCCUGGAUCAGGAGAGACUCAAGAACAUCCUGAGGAACGAUCAGGAAGGGCAGACACAUGAGUUAUUGCAGACAUCUCUGGAAGACCGAAAUAUCCAGAACAGCCAGCUGUGCAGUGCUCUGGAGCAGGAGCGGAUUGCCAACAGCAACCUGCGCAAGGAGCUGCAGAUCGAGCAGUCCCGCUGUGAGGCCCUCCUCUCCCAGGAGCGCAGCAAGCUCGGUGAGGUCCAGCUGCUCCUCGAGAUCGAGAAGGGGCGCACUACUGAACUGAGCGACGGCCUGGCCCGCGAGCAGCAGCGUCUAGCCCAGGAGUACAAGCAGAGGCUGGAGGAGGAGGCUCUCCGGAGGGAGGGGGUGGCCACUCAGGAGCACAACUUCAUCCAGCAGCUGCAGGCACAGCUGGACCAGGAGAGGGAGCGCACCGUGGAGCUGGCAGCCAUGAUGGAGAAGACCCAGCAGCAGGCCAUUCAGGCCAAGAGACAGCUGGAGGCAGGAGUUCAACAGAGCCGCGAGGAGGCGCAGAGAGAGCAUGACACUGCUGCCAAGCUCCGCACUGUUCUAGAGACCCUGCAGACCCAGAAACAAGAGCUGGAGCGCAGCCUGGAGACAGAGAGACAGCAGGGGACCCGGCUGCGGACUGAUAUCGAGCAGCUUCAGGGGAAGAUCCAGUCCGUAAAACAGAAGGAGAGGAGCAGGGAGGAGCAGAGGGAGGUGCAGAGGAGGCAAGAUCGCCAGGCACUUUCUGAGAAAGACCGCCGACACGAGAGGGACAGUGAGAAACUGCAUGAGAUGGAGCUGCAGCACCAAAGAGACCAGCUGAGGAUCAAACAGCUACAGCAGACCCUCGCAGAACUGGAGGAGCAGGAGCGAGACCUCUCCUCUCGUAAGCACCAACAGACUGGUGUCCUCGGCACGGGCCACAGCUGCUCCUUCCCCCAGUCUCCGGACAGGAAGAGCUUCUUCCUUCACCAGCAGCAUCUGCAGUUCACUCGGCAGCAGCUACAGCUGGCCACUCUCAGACUGAAGGACUUGGUACACAGUUCUAGUGCUAGGACUGUGGAUGGUCGCAGCUACACUGAAGAUGAGGAUAUGAAGUUAUUGUUGAAAACACUGACUGGGCUGGACAAUGAUUUACUGAAUCUGUGCUCAAGUACACAGAGGCCGGUACAAACCUCAUCAAUAAUUUCUGAGCGUUUGCUGAAGGAGAACGCAGACCUGACUACUUGUAUGGGAGCUUUGACCGAAGAAAAAAUUGACCUGAAACGCACGAUAGCCAAACUGGAAAAGGAACUGCUAAUCCACAAGCAAAGAGGGGCAGGCAGUGAACAGGUCAGAUCUCAUGAGAUGGUUGAUUCAGUUCAGGCCUCAGAAAGGGCCGUCUGGCAGAAGGAAAGAGCCUUCCUGCACAGUGCCCUCAAGAAGGCAGAGUCUGAGCUGUCAAGAGUGACAGCCGAAAUUGAAAACAGGCCCCUGGCUGCUGAUGUCUCCCACGCUAAGCAGAUUAACCGCCUUUAUGGGAGGUACAUGAGAGCAGAGAGCUUCAGGAAGGCUCUGGUGUACCAGAAGAAAUACUUGCUGCUCCUCUUGGGUGGAUUUCAGGAUUGUGAGCAAGCAACCCUGUCCCUCAUUGCCAGAAUGGGGGUGUACCCCUCCGCAGCAGACCUCCAGAACUCUGCACCGCGCUCCCUACCCAUCAACAAAUUCAGAUCUGCUGUCCGAGUUGUCAUCGCUAUAUCUAGGCUGAGAUUUUUGGUGAAGAAGUGGCAGAAAGCCACCAAAAAAGGACCGAUACAGGUUGUUGCUGUGAAUGGAAGCACACACAGUGAAGGUCCUGGCUUCAGGACAGAAGUCUUAAGGCAGCACCCUGGAGUUACCUUUAAUUCUCCUCCAACUCGAGAAACUGAAAUUCUCCACAGAAGUGCCAUUGCACACUUGCAUCAGCCCCCUAAAUCCCCUUACAGGCUCCACAACAGGUCUUACCACUCUCCUGGCCCGUCUCGAUCAUUCACCUCUCAGGACUCUCUGACUGACUAUAUUCACCAUUUAGAAGUGGUCCAGCAGCAGUUAGGAGGCCUUUCAUCAGGGCCCUCCCCAGGACCUCCUUACAGCAGAAUUUCUAAAAGAUGAAAGAACUUUAUUAUGAAGAAUCAGCACUGAAUCCAUCCUUUCCUUUGCAGUCUGUUACUUUUAAACGUAAUAGAUACAUGAUGAUUUAAUGGUAGCCAUGGGCAAAUUUAUUUUCUGUACACUAUAUGCAAUAAUCACAUUUUUGAAAAAUGUAAUUUGUAGUACUGAAGUUUUGCAGUUAUCCACGGGGGGUGGUCACUUUCACCUUUCAAACGUGUGUGUUGUGAAGGAGCAAAUUUUGAGCACGUUUUCCUUUUGUGUAAAUACUUUCACUGUUUUCAUGAGUGAUUUGCUGGUUGCUACACAUUUUUGUAUAUUUGUUUGUAUUGUCCUUUAAGCCAAAAUCCUUGAAGGGCCGAUGAGGUGUAAAAAAUGUUAAAUGUUGUUUUUAUGUCCAUGUUUCUAGAAAGCAAAUAAAUAUUUUUAAGAAAA